AUGAAUUACAACCGAAUAUCCAUGGUUGAUAAUGAUGCCAUGGAUCCCAUGUUCAUAGAAGAACCAGAUUCCAUGAUCACGAGACCGACAAUGAAGGAACAAUUACACAAUAAGGUUAUACUGCCGAUGAAAUAUAAUGUCGUCGAUCCAUUUAAUGACAUUAUUUCGUUAAUGGAUAGGAAAUCUAAUAAUGUUUUCAAUUUCCAAUUAUGGAGACGGUUCAUUUAUUUUUUAUUAGUGGUGUUCGUUUUAAUAUUUAUCUCACAAUAUGAUAGAAUUCGUCAUUAUAAACCUAUUGAUCAUGAUUUAAUAAGAGAAGAAGUACGAGAUUGGAUUGAUUUAAAUAAAUUUGAAAAAAAUUGGGAAUAUUUAUCUAAUCUACCUCAUUGUUCAGGAACGAAAGGUGAUGAGACUGUUAGCCAAUAUGUGAUGGAUUCAUUUUUGAAGAGUGGUAUGAAAAAUGUCAAAUUAGAAGAAUAUAAAGGAUACUUGAAUUAUCCCUCUAAUGAAACUCAUUCAUUAAUUGUCUUUAAAAAUAAUGGCACAGAUGAAAUUCUUAAGUUCGAAUUAGGUGAGAAUAAUUUUAAUCCAUUAAGUUGGAAUGGUAAAGUGGAAAAUUCAUUCCUUAUUUAUGGUGGAGAUGGUACCAAAGAAUCUCUACAAAGAAUCUUAGAAAAUAAUAAUAAUGAUAUUCUGGAUCAUCGUGAUAAUUUUGUACUCUUACUACAUUAUGAUGGUUUAGUAAGUGAACAAUUGAUAUUAGCACAAAUGUUAGGAGCUAGAGGGGUUCUAUUUAUAUCUGACAAAUUUGACCAAAGAGAGGAUGUUAUACUAAUGAAAUCUGUUGCGAUUCCUCAAUUCUACACUGGAGAUUUGUUAAGUCCCGGUUGGGAAGGUAAUAGUGUUCGAACGAUAAGUUUAAAUGAAUCAGAUGCUAUCCCACAUAUACCGACUUUGCCCUUAUCAUAUAAUCAAGGACAACAACUACUGUCAUUAGUAAAAUCUGAAGGGAAAAAUGGUAUACGUGUAUCAUUUGAAGUUAAAACCAUCGUGGAAAGGCGUCAUCCUGUUUAUAAUGUGAUUGGGAAGAUUGAAGGCAGAGAACAACCAGAAAAGGCAAUAAUAUUAUCGUCAUCUAGGAACUCCAUUCAUCAUGGAGCUGUUUAUCCAAAUUUUGGUACAACAAUGUUAUUACAAUUUGUAGAAUUGUUUCAAAUUAUAAAGAAGAAAUACAAUUGGAAACCAUUAAGAUCUAUUUAUUUCGUGUCAUUUGGUGGGAAUGAAUAUAAUCAUAUUGGAUCUACUGAAUUUUACGAAAAAUAUUCUUUACCCUUACAACAAGAACUAUAUUCAAUUGUUGAUAUAACAGAAUUAGGUAUUAAUGUGAUGCAUUAUGCUAAUUCAAGUUUGAAAAUUGAAACACAUCCAUUAUUGAAAAAUUUAUUUGAAGAUACUACUAUGGAUCCUAAUAUGAACGUAUCUGUAAGUCAUGUUCAGCAUUAUGGUGAUUGGAUUCCAUUUUUAGCAAAUGGCAUUCCAGUGAGCGUGAUAUCUGAUCCUGAUUUAAAUCUUCAUAAAUACCCUAUACAUACCAAAGAAAGUACCUUUGCCAAUAUUGAAGAAACAUUAAAGGAUAAUAAUAGUACCGAAGCAAUUCAAAUAUUUGAGAUUACCAUUUAUAUUUUAGACAAGAUAUUAAGGUUAGUUGAUGUACCAAAUAUUCCAUAUGGUUUAACAGAUUAUGUUGAAGUUGUUGAUGAGUUAUUACACAGUUUAGAAAAGGAUCAUUCCAAGAAAUUAAACUUUGAUAAAAUGAUAAGAGCUUUACUACGAUGGAAAAAGAUAGGUACAGAAAGACAAAAAUGGCUUAACAAAUGGCAAUCGCAUAUUUCUUCUUCCAAAAGUAAGAAGAAAAAUCAUAAACAUAACGAUAUUGAGUCGGUGAGUGCGAGACGAGAGAGAUGCGAUUGGAACAAUCGAUUGACUGAUAUUGCAAAGAAGACUUGUUCAGAGUAUGGUCUCACAGGGAGACCAUUUUAUAAGGCAUUAUUAUUUGGACCAACAUUCUUACGCCAAAGAAGUGACCAGGAUUCAUGGAGUUUCCCCGCAGUUAAAGAUUCCAUUAUGAAUCUAGCUUGGACAAGCGCACAAAAAGAAUUAGAUGACGUUGCUAGAUUAUUACAAUUAUCAGCUAAACCAUUCUUAAGGAAUAAUGCUAACUAA
This is a messenger RNA of Naumovozyma dairenensis CBS 421, 2223 nucleotides long. It is a transcript of the gene TRE2, whose product is annotated as putative zinc metalloprotease. NCBI's taxonomy places the organism in Eukaryota, Fungi, Ascomycota, Saccharomycetes, Saccharomycetales, Saccharomycetaceae. Gene Ontology annotation, molecular function: carboxypeptidase activity. The transcript has a single exon. Bases 1 to 2223 code for a protein of 740 amino acids. The record is from RefSeq and is a predicted model, not a curated record.